UGUAUGGCAAUUGUGUUCAACAGAGCCAUACAAGGAGUCAAUUGUAAGCUAUAUGUGAAACGCAUGCGUAGUGUUUGACAAUUGACACAACCAUUGAUGUACUCAUUGCUUGUGAUUCAUAGUAUUUGAUUGAAUCAAACAAUCAAAUCAUUGGAUCAAUUGCUACAUCAAGUGUUAGCAAUUGUGAACAAAUCUGUUGACAACUCGUGUGGUAAUUGACAGUACAAUCAAUUGAUUUAAAAGAUGUCCAAAGGUAUAGUCAGGACGAGUAAGUUUCGGCACGUGUUUGGAAAGGCGUUGAAGAAGGAGAACUGUUACGACAAUAUCCGUAUUUCCAAGAACUCGUGGGACAGCAACUUCUGUGCCGUUAAUCCCAAGUUUGUGGCCAUAAUCAUUGAGGCCGCCGGUGGCGGAGCUUUCCUCGUACUCCCACUCAAUAAGACUGGUCGUAUAGAUCCUAAUCAUCCGUUAGUUGCGGGCCAUAAGGGACCUGUUCUGGACAUCGCGUGGUGUCCUUUCAACGAUAAUGUCAUUGCCAGCGCCUCAGAGGAUGCAACAGUCAAAUGUUGGCAAAUACCAGACUAUGGCUUAACGCGAACUCUUACAGAACCUGUGGUUGAACUUCAUGGACACCAAAGAAGAGUUGGAUGUCUUUCAUGGCAUCCAACAGCUAAUAAUGUGUUGUUAAGUGUCGGUUCUGAUAAUAAAGUAAUCAUUUGGAAUGUCGGCACCUCUGAAAUGCUUGUGAUGAUAGAGUCACCAGAUUUAGUAUUUCAUGCCUCUUGGAGUUGGGAUGGAAGUCAUCUCGUGACCACAUCUAAGGAUAAGAAAAUACGGGUUUACGACCCAAGAACUGGGGAUUUAGAAUCGGAAGGCGAUGGACAUGAAGGAGCAAAGCCUCAACGGGCUAUUUAUUUAAGAAAUAAUUUAAUUUUUACGACUGGUUUUUCACGAAUGAGUGAAAGACAAUAUUCUUUAAGAAGUGAAUCUGCUUUAAGCGAACCCAUUGUUUUGGAUGUAUUGGACACUAGUAAUGGUGUACUCUUUCCUUAUUAUGAUCCCGACGUCAAUCUUGUCUAUCUCUGUGCAAAGGGUGACAGUAAUAUUCGUUACUUUGAAAUAACUGAUGAACCGCCGUUUGUCCACUAUAUAAGCACAUACCAGUCCAGUGAACCCCAACGAGGUAUAGGUUUUAUGCCUAAGAGAGGGUGUGAUAUCCUUAACUGUGAAAUCGCACGACUCUAUAAACUUCAUACCCGAGGUUUUUGUGAAGUAAUUCCAUUUACUGUUCCUCGAAAGUCCGAAUUAUUUCAAGAUGACUUAUAUCCCGAUACAUUGAGUGAUAUACCUGCGCUUACAGCUGAGGAAUGGAUCAAUGGUGAAGACAAAGAACCUGUUUUGGUAUCACUUAAAGAAGGCUAUCAGCCGACGAAGAAUAAAGACCUAAAGUUGGCCAAAAAGAAGCCUAAUUUGUUAGACAAAUUGCCCGCCAAAAAGCAAUUGUCUUCAUCAGGUGGUUCCAAAGAAUCAACUCCAUCGCCUCCCAGUUCUCCAAAACCUUCUGGAGGUUCAUCCGGUGUUUCAAAUCAAAGAGUCGAAGAAUUGGUUUCAGAAUUGAAUAAAUUAAAAGCAAUUAUAUUGAAACACGAGGUAAGGAUCAGAGAUUUAGAGAAGAAGGUUGAAGAGAGUCAAACUGAUUCACAUAAUAAUCAUAACUCACAACAAAAUAACGGCGAUUCACAUCUCGCCGAUGAAGUCUAAUAUUUGUGUUUCAAAGUAAUCAAUGCCUCAAUUAAUUAAAUAUUUUGUGCAUUACAUUAACAGUAUAUACAAAUGUACAGUAUAUUGUAAUUUACUGUAUUAUAAGUAUAUACAAUAUAUUUAUUUAUACAUAUAAGCAUUAAUUUAUAAAUUGCAUACCAAAUAUUGAUAUCAUAAAUACUAAUUAAUACACUACUUGUGAACUAAUUGUUGAAAAGGAUGGCUAUUUUGCUCAAUUAUAAAAGCCAUUGAUGCCAUUCAAUACAAAAAAAGUGAUGUUUACUAAUGGCAUACAAUUGGCUUCUAUGCAAAAACAAAGCCAAUGCUUAAAUAAUUUUAUUUUUGAUUUUAAAACUUUAAAUGCUCUUUUGUUACAAUUUGAACAAAUAUUGUUUUAAUUAUUUUAUUUUAUUUGUUUAAUUAUAUAUAUAUUUAUGAAUAUAUAAGAGUAAUUAUUGAAAUUACUCACUUUAU
Molecule: messenger RNA, 2235 nt
Organism: Oppia nitens
Lineage: Eukaryota; Metazoa; Arthropoda; Arachnida; Sarcoptiformes; Oppiidae
Gene: coro
Product: coronin-1C-like
Exons: 7
Coding region: 244-1761 (505 amino acids)
Biological process (GO): actin filament organization
Molecular function (GO): actin filament binding
Source: RefSeq, a predicted model, not a curated record